AUGCUAACGAUGUAAACAACGUAACAACUUUGUAAAAACGUAAACAAUCUCGUGGUUCACAGUGUUUUGAUUUCGAUAAGAGGGAAAAGCAUAGCCUAAGUGGUUAACAAGAAUAAAGUUUGCAGUCCAAUGCGCUUUUCCGUAAUGUGUACAUCGAUUUCUGUAUUUUUACAACAUAUUGCUAUAUGUUACGACAAUAAGAACAGUCAACGGGACUACGCAUGUUUAAACUAUUAGAGUGAUUACGGUGAUACAUUCAGCACUACUCACAAUGACCGUCUACGAAAAAAUGUACCCAUCAAGCCAUAAAACAGUUUUCGUACUAGAUCACACACCCUACUUCGGCAUUUCUUGUGAAUGUCAGAUAGAAUUUGAUUUCAGCAAAUCUCGCGGUCCAGGUUUUAUUCCAUUAGCCCCAAUUUCAAAAUCAUUGUGGACGUGCAGUGUUGAAGCUGCCGUGGAAUACUGUAGAAUUGCAUGGGACCUUUUCCCGCAAGGAAAACUGAUCCGCUUCGUCGUAAGUGACACAAGUGCCCAUACCCUGAACACAUGGAGCCAACAGCAACAGAAUUUGACUCAUAUUCUUAAUGGCACAGCAGCUGUAGGUGUGCCUGCCAGGGCACACCAGUCUUCUGAAUAUUCAGUUAUUCAUGGUCUGCGUGCUGCAAUUGAAGCCUUAUGUGAAUGCUCCGACAUACAGCAUGAAAAACGAACAUCCCUUACAGAAAAUGCUGCGAAGGUUCUGAACAGAUGCCGUGUUAUAUGUAUAACUUCUGCCCGGGAUAAUGCUAGUAUGAAGAGCUUGGAAGAUAUCUUUCAAAAUGUUCUGAUUCAGCAAAACAAAAUUGCUGCUGCAUCUGACCACUUAAUCACUGUUCAUCAUUGCCACUUGGUCAUCAUCAAUGUCUACCCAAACAAUGUAGAAAGUCAAGUGACAGGACAUCCUCCUAGAGAUCUGUCAGCAAUACUGACUUCUGAGGUCCAUUCUGUGAAAGCUGGUGGCCAGAUUGCGUCAAAACUUACCCAUUUAAUUUUGAGCCAUUAUGAUUUGGCCUCCACUACAGUAACUGGUAUACCAAUGAAAGAAGAACAAAAUGCUAGCUCAUCAGCUAACUAUGAUGUUGAAAUAUUUCACUCUUCUGCUGCUCACACAUCUAUUUUAAAAGGUAAUGCAGCAGACUCAGCAAUGAUACGUACACAGCGAGAAGGUGCAGAGUAUGAAACUGUGACUUUGAAAUGGUGUACCCCUCGUGGUUGCAGUGCCGCUGAGAUGCAGAAUUGCACAGCUACUCACCGCAUUACUCCUGUUGAUGUGAACAGCCGGCCUUCUUCGUGUCUCAUAAACUUCUUGCUGAAUGGUCGUUCUGUCAUGUUGGAAAUGCCAAGGAAAACUGGAGGAAAGAUAAUUUCACAUUUGCUUGCUGCCCAUGGCGGAGAAAUAUUUGUCCACACUUUAGUAACUGCACGUAGUGUCUUGGAAGAUCCUCCUUCUAUCAGUGAAGGUUGUGGAGGUCGUGUGACAGAUUAUCGGAUAACGGAUUUUGGGGUGCUAAUGCAGAAUAACAAACUGAUACCUCUGAAACGAAAAUAUGAUGAAACUGAGCCAGAGACACCAUUAGACAAGAUGAGAGCCCGACUUGAUCGCCAUACAAAGUAUUGGCCCAUCACUAUUUCAUCAACACUAAUUUUUAAUCUGAGGAUGUACAUUGAUCCUCUUCCUCAGUUGAUGGUGAAAGAAGAGCUCACAAACGAAGAAGUAGUGCAAUGCAAGCAGGUAAUCUAUAAUCUCAUUGGUUUGGAAUCAAAACAUGAGAACCUACAAACACCAAAUAUGGGACAGAGGGGAAAGGGUCCAAAAAGGGAAGAACAGUAUCGGAUUAUGUGGAAUGAACUGGAAACUUUCUUGCGUGCACAUUGUCGCAGUGAGCAACACAGCCGUGUGUUGAAUUGCCUCUUGGAAUGCCGGAACAAGUCUCCUGAUGACGAUAAAACAAAGGCUGAAAAACCUGGAGACAUAGUAGAACUUGAUGAGGCUCUUCGUGAACUUGACCAAUUUGGAAAAUUGGGUGAAACCUCAUCAGAGUUUUCAUCUCGAGCAACAGUUAUCCGAGCAACAACCGAUUCUCCAAUGUCUCCACCACCAGCAUCUGCAACAGUGGGAAUUGUUUCCACAACUCGAGUGCCACCAGUGGGACACAGAUCAGCAGCUGUAGGAAGUAGCAUAUAUUCAGGACCUCGCACUUUCCUUGAUGUGUGGGUUGAACGAGUUGCAUCACGUUCUGACACAAAGUUGGAAUUCUCAGGGCGGCUUUCAGGAGAUCCACUUCCAGGUGGCGGCAGCAUUGCAAGACUGUAUCCAAAUGUCAAAGAUGCAAGUGAAUCAAGAACUGGUGGUAAUCGUGGUGCUGAGAUAGUUGGUGAUGGAGAUGGAACUGGAGAUGUAGCAUCAGUAACAUAGACGAAGAAGUUUUUUCAAAUUUUCUUAAAGUAAAUUAAAUAAAUUUUGAGGUCAGAGGCAGACCAGUUACUGCAGGGAACUUUUUAACAACUUUAAUGUUGCUCAUUCUUUUUUAUAAGUAUGAGACUGAAGGAUAUUGUUUUCUGAACAGAUGUUGAGAGCAGUAAGCAAAGUACCAAACAAAUUUUUUGUAAAGUU
Molecule: messenger RNA, 2656 nt
Organism: Schistocerca cancellata (South American locust)
Lineage: Eukaryota; Metazoa; Arthropoda; Insecta; Orthoptera; Acrididae
Gene: asun
Product: integrator complex subunit 13
Exons: 13
Coding region: 272-2458 (728 amino acids)
Biological process (GO): centrosome localization; regulation of mitotic cell cycle
Cellular component (GO): integrator complex
Source: RefSeq, a predicted model, not a curated record